Ostreococcus tauri is the source of this 1716-nucleotide messenger RNA. Its product is annotated as K Homology domain, type 1. Gene Ontology annotation, biological process: regulation of gene expression. The record is from RefSeq and is a predicted model, not a curated record. NCBI's taxonomy places the organism in Eukaryota, Viridiplantae, Chlorophyta, Mamiellophyceae, Mamiellales, Bathycoccaceae. Gene Ontology annotation, cellular component: nucleus; cytoplasm. Bases 1 to 1716 code for a protein of 571 amino acids. Gene Ontology annotation, molecular function: mRNA binding. The transcript has a single exon.
AUGACCGACGACGACGCCGCGCGCGAUCGGCGUCGACGCCGCGCGUCGCCGAGCCGACGUCGGCGACGAUCGAGGGAUGAUUCGAGAUCGUCGAGCGACGACGACGAUCGACGACGACGACGACGACGACGUUCGCGUGAACGCGACGCGCGCGCGGAUGACUCGCGCGAGCGAUCUGUUCGUCGCGGGCGGAGCCGGGACGACGACCGGGACCGGGUCGAUGGGCGCGUGGACGAUCGCGGGCGACGGCGACGGCGAAGCGAGAGUCGACGCCGCGGACGGUCGAGGAGCGAGGACGAUUUGCGGUGGGACCACCGCGCGGAUGGGCGGGAUGCGCGGGAUGGACGGUGGCGACGGAGGCGUGGACGGCGGUGGCGGAGCGCGAGUGGGAGUGGGAGCGCGAGUCGAAGCGGCGGCGGCGGACGAAGACGCGGGUCGCGAUGGGACGUCGACGACGACGGCGGGCGGGCGGAGACGGCGUCGGGGGAGGGAGAGACGUCGGGGCGAACGUCGAGGGAGCGUGGGGGGGAGGGGGGAGACGAAGGGCGGCCGGUGCAGUUGAAGACGCAGAUUGAGAUGAUGCGCGCGCUGAGCUCGCAGACGCGGGACGAGGCGAGACGGGCCAUCGAGGAGGCGAAGGAGCGCGCGCGGGCGCUCGGUGCGGCGACGGCGACGGCGACGGUGGUGGCGACCGCGGACGAUGCGCGACGAACGAACGGUGAGCCGGAGACCUCGCUCGGGAGCUCGCGCGAUGACGAAGGGUUCGCCGUGGCGCGCGCGAGAGCGGUGGACGUGACCAAGGACGUUCCGGGCGCGCCGAGAAACCUCCGUGAGCGCGAGACGGAGGACGCACAAAAGGCGACGGGGGCGUCCUGGGGGGUCGAGUUGUACGACAUGGACAUCAAGUACGAGGGAUUGGUGAUCGGUCCGGGCGGGGCGACGAUUCGCAAGCUUCAGCAAGACAUCGGCACCACGAUUGAAGUCGUGCGAGGCGAGGGAAAGCUUCAAAUAAAAGGCUCGAGAGAGAAGAUUGCGCACGCUCGAGAGAAGCUGGAUGAGUUCUUCAGGCUCAAGGGAUCGAAGACGCUCACGGUGGACUGUAAGGCUCGAUCGGGUUUGCUCAUAGGAAACGCCGGGCAAACCAUCAAGGCGCUCAAGGAGCAAACCGGGUGCCGCAUCGAGGUCAUGCGAGACGUCGAGAAGUGCGUCAUCACCGGUCCGGGCGAUCGCGUCGAGUUCGCAAAGUCGUUGAUCGAAAAGAUGAUCGCCGACUCGUGGGAGGCUGGCGCGGACGGUGACGUGAACAUCAUCGAAGAAGUGGUUCCGUGCGCGUACAAGUCGGGCGCCAUCAUCGGUCCGGGCGGGAACACGAUUCGUAACAUUCGCGAGAGCACGGGCGUGGCGAUCGACAUCGAGCGCGGCGCCGACGGGUGCAAGGCUGGCGAUCGAUGUCGCAUCGUCGGUACCGCGACACAGGUGAAAAAAGCCGUCGAGAUCGUCCGUCAGCUCCUUCGCGAGAUGGACCAACAGCAGCUCGCGGCGGCGACGCCCGCGACGCCGCCCAUGUUCGCCGCGUACGCCCAGCACGCCCAAUAUCUCGAUCCAACGCACGCGUACUACGCCCAGUACUACGCCGCCAUGAUGCACGCGCAACACGCCGCCGCGAGCGGGCAUCUACCACCGCACUCGGGUGACCCGCCGCCGCCGCCGCCGUGA